This is a messenger RNA of Haliotis rubra (blacklip abalone), 2065 nucleotides long. Its product is annotated as potassium channel subfamily K member 16-like. The transcript is spliced from 6 exons. Bases 145 to 1164 code for a protein of 339 amino acids. Lineage: Eukaryota; Metazoa; Mollusca; Gastropoda; Lepetellida; Haliotidae. The record is from RefSeq and is a predicted model, not a curated record. Gene Ontology annotation, biological process: potassium ion transmembrane transport; stabilization of membrane potential. Gene Ontology annotation, molecular function: potassium ion leak channel activity. Gene Ontology annotation, cellular component: membrane.
CUGUCUGGAUUACAUAAACAAAUUACUAGCUCGACUGUCAUGUGAAGACAGCUUCUUGGUUUCAAGUACAGUUAUAUACAUUUCUACGGAAGGAGAAUCGUGGGACAGCUCUGGGUUUGGUGUGUACAGUAUUUAAAGGAGGCGAUGGAGAGCAAUGGCCGUCUGGGCUUGCACAUCUUUGUGACCGCGUCCUACCUGUUCAUCGGGAUGUUCAUAUUCCGUAGCCUCGAACUGGACAACGAGAAGGUAAUGAGAGAACAGAUGAUUCAAGAGAUCCAGGCAUUUUUAGCCAACUCCACGUGUGUGACGAUGUCGGAGCUGAGGUACUUGGUUGGAGUUGUGGAGGGCGACGUGAGGAUGGCCAGGGCGGUUGUUGAGAACAGGUCCAUAUCAGACAAAUGGGAUUACUCUGGUGCGAUGUCAUUCGUUGCCACAGUCGUCACUACUAUAGGUUAUGGUCACCUCGCCCCCGUUACGACGCCCGGUCGUGUGGUCACCGUUAUCUACGCCUUGAUCGGUAUCCCCCUUACCCUCAUCAUGUUGAAGGACAUCGGCGACAAGCUGAACAACUGGAUAACCCGUUUGUACCGGGUACAGUAUUGUCAGAGGGCCUGGAUUAACAGGACCAUCAACGUAUCCAUCGUUGUCUUCGUGGGCGUUAACGUCACCAUACUUCUACCGUCAGCGUUAUUUAUUCACGUCGAGGGGUGGACGAUGGUGGACGCUGUCUACUACUGCUUCAUCACACUCAGCACGAUUGGCUUUGGGGAUUUUCUGCUUAGGGGGGCAGAUCUGUUGACAUGGAACAGAAGUCUGUACACAUUCUUUAUUUACAUCUGGGUCUUCAUCGGACUGGCUUAUAUAUCUCUCAUCAUCAGCUGUAUCUCAAACACCAUCGUGGAGAAGGCCCGAUCUGUGGAGAGACACACACUGACCAAGGUAGAGGCAGAGCUGAGACGACUGCGCCACGAAAUGAUGAAGUAUCAGCGCCGGUCCCAGGACAUCACAACCAACAUGGGCGAAGCCAGGUCACCAAGUACACCGUUGGACGUCAAACUAAUGCACUAUACACAUGUCGGACAAGACAACAACGCCUUUGUGUGUUCUGUAAACUCUGAAACAUUUCAUGUCAAAAUCCAGAAAAAUACUGACGAUGUGAAUUAACGUUUAUUCGUGGACACUGACGAGAGCAAGAGGGUGUAGAUGUGGAGGUACAUUGUUUGUGAAUAGCUCGGUGUUGUUGGGAGAUGACACAUAUAGGACUGCAUGCUUCUGUGAUUCCGAGUGAUUCCCGGAAUAUGUUUCUUAGCGUUCUUUUCAUCUCCGAAAAGUUGUGACAGUACGUGGUUUUCAAUCUGGAUGUGUUUCAUACAGGUAUUUAAACAACAAUUGGUGUGUUCAGACACAAAACGUAGAUUGUGACAAGCCAAAAACGUUCCAACCUACAGGUACCUUGUAUUGGCAAGUCCACACUGGCAAUUGACUCCUACCAUUAAUGCAACCACUGAACUCUUUCCUUUUUUCGUAGCUUUAUGCAAGUAAACCAAACCUGAGCUACCUAUCCCAUCUGCAGGCAUUCAGUCUUCAGUCUUCAGUUCGUGUUCUACGCUACUUGUACAGCUAUGCCAGUGGAAUUUCCGGACUACCUCAGCAUUAUCUGCAAGGACUCAAUAUGUUCACGCCACGUUCGGAUAAUUGGUUGACAGCGUGUCAUCGUGCCCCGAAGGUUGAGCGUGGUUCACAAUGUUAAUCACCACUUUGUCUGGUCGAAAUUCGGCUUAUUUGCGGUAGGGUAGCCUAGUGAUUAAAGUGUUCUCUCGUCACACCGAAGACCAGGUUCGAUUCUCGACAUGAGUAUAAUGUGUGAAGCCGUGAUAUUGCUAGAAUAUUGCUAAAAGCGGCGUAAACUUGAUCUCAAUCUCACACUCAGAUUCGAUUUCCUCCAGCUAGCCACCGAAACAGCUGCAAUAUGGUUCAGCGCAGCACUACAAACAAUGCCCACAGCCUUCAGCUGAUGAAGUUUGGAUAAUAUCAUGCCGUUGUGGAAUAAUAAAAAUUCAUUUUA